AGGAAAAAAGGAGAGGCCUUCUUCAGUGAAGGAAGGCAACUUGUUGUGUCCAAAAACGGGUGAUGACAUCAAGACUUUCCUUGUGGACAUGGUGGAGAGAAUCGAGGAACAUGAUGGCAUACCAGACGUCCUAUAUCAGCUCAGCUCCAACAUCUCAACAGCUGUUAAAGCUGAUGAAGUUUUCCUUUUCAUGGUUGGUGCACAGGAAAAUAGUUUGUAUCUGUGCAGUGAAGGGGAGGAGUGCAUCCAGUUAACUCCCUUUGCUCCAAUUGAUCCUGGAACAAACAUCGUUGCUCAUGUAGCCCACAGCAGGCAACCAGUAUUUUCAGAGGACAUCUUAGGAGAUGAGCGCUUCCCAUUAGGGACUGGCCGGGAUGGUAGUCUAGCCAAGUCUGUCCUGAGUCUCCCUCUCAUUCAACCCAAUGGAGAGAUUGUGGCUGUGAUUGAGUUGAGUCGGCAAGUUGGCAGCCCACCCUUCACGCAACAAGAAAAGCAGGUGUGCAACGUUUCUUUGUAA
Molecule: messenger RNA, 517 nt
Organism: Strongylocentrotus purpuratus (purple sea urchin)
Lineage: Eukaryota; Metazoa; Echinodermata; Echinoidea; Camarodonta; Strongylocentrotidae
Product: cAMP and cAMP-inhibited cGMP 3',5'-cyclic phosphodiesterase 10A-like
Exons: 7
Coding region: 89-517 (142 amino acids)
Molecular function (GO): protein binding
Source: RefSeq, a predicted model, not a curated record